Molecule: messenger RNA, 1221 nt
Organism: Lottia gigantea (owl limpet)
Lineage: Eukaryota; Metazoa; Mollusca; Gastropoda; Lottiidae
Exons: 2
Coding region: 1-1221 (406 amino acids)
Source: RefSeq, a predicted model, not a curated record
AUGUCGGUUUCAAAUGAUACAAUGGGGUUCUCUGAAAGAGUUUUACAGAAACAAAGGGACAGAGUAAGAGAAUCUAACACAUUCAAUAACAAUGAAUCGUUGGUAAUAUUCCCAAAACAGUCGCUUUAUCUAAACCAGCUUGCUAGUCUCCGGGAUUCUCUUUUAGUCGAACAACACAAGAAGCUUUUUAAAGACUUUCAGCGUUUUCGUAUUGCACAGCAGCGUACAGAAGAACAAAUGGAAAAAGUUCGAGUUGAGCAUCAAACUAGAAAAUCAAAAUUGUCAAGAAAGACUCCGAUGUUAUUUGAAAGACUUGAUCACAUUCGAUUUGAACAUCCAAGUCAGUUAUCUCCCCUUACCACUCUAGUUGAAGGCCGAAAUAUUACAAGGAGAAGCCAACAGUUAAAACCAUACUUACCCAAACGAAAAAAACAUGCAACAAAGCUACAAAUUCUGGAGACUGUAAAAUUAAAUCUUCCUCGUUUGCCACAAAAUCUACGCAAGUCACCAAUCAUUUCUUUAACACCUAGUAAGACAGACAAAAGGGAUCCGUCUGUUAUUCCGAGUCAACCUCUAUCUAGAAAGCUAACACCUAGAUCGAAACAGGCUAAAGUUACCUCGACGAGGUCACGAUUACGUCCUCUAUUAGCAUGUACCCCAAGAGAUCGAUGUAUCGAACAAGUAAAAUUUGAACCCGUACCUGACGGUGAUCGUAUGAAUAUCGACCAAAUUUUUACCGAAUGUUUAACUUUGUAUGAGGAUAAGAAUUCUUACCACCAACGGCUGACCUUAUCAACUGUUAGACGUCAGCUCGCAAGAUCUCACCGGGGAUCAAAUAUAGGAUGGAAUGCACAAAAUAUAAAAUUACCUCCAAGACUUCCGAAGAUUCUAUACAAAUCAGAUAGUACGUUGUCAGUCUUGAACAGUAAUCUUAACGACAACUUUCAAAAUAAAUACAACGAAGGUCGUCACAUUGAAAAACAAACAUUUACAUCUCCUUGCAAACAAAUCAUUGUGGCUAUGCCUGACAUUGUCUUGGACAAUGCGAGUCCCGUGCCUGGCACAAGUCGAGAAUCGUCACCAACUGGAUCUCUCAGCAAAACUAUAAAACAAUCAGAACUCAGACAAAGGGAGAUCAAAAACCUUUUAGAAGACGUAAAGGAACUAAACAAACAGACGCAACAAUAUACCGAGGAAAAUAUAAACUUGUGUGUCAAUUGA